Messenger RNA from Acromyrmex echinatior (Panamanian leafcutter ant), 1743 nucleotides. It is a transcript of the gene Ak3, whose product is annotated as Adenylate kinase 3. Gene Ontology annotation, biological process: nucleobase-containing compound metabolic process. Gene Ontology annotation, molecular function: ATP binding; AMP kinase activity. Lineage: Eukaryota; Metazoa; Arthropoda; Insecta; Hymenoptera; Formicidae. The record is from RefSeq and is a predicted model, not a curated record. Gene Ontology annotation, cellular component: mitochondrion.
ACGGCGCGUCGCGGUUACGUCACAGUGCGUCACGGCGCUUCGCCGGGGUGCCAUGGCCUUUAGUGUAUCAAAGACGAAGGCAAUAGUAGGGAUCGAGGCAAUCGAGGAUAGAGUCAGUUUGGCGCGGACGAUGCGAGAACGUCGCGGCAUUCAGACGGUUGCCAUCGUUCCCGCUGUCGAUCGCAGGAAGUCGCCAGUCCCUUAGACCACAGCCUCCCAUGGUGGCGAUCACCACGUGUCACGCCGCGACGGCCCUCAGGCCUCUCAGGGCCGUCAUCCUGGGCGCGCCGGCGUCCGGCAAAGGCACCGUCUCCUCCAGAAUCGUCCAGCAGUUCGACGUCGCGCACAUCUCCAGCGGCGACAAGUUACGCUUCCACGUGUUUGCCGGCACUGAUCUAGGCAAGGAGAUAAAGAAAUACAUGGACAGCGGUAGCUUCGUCCCAGACGAUACGAUGGUAUCCCUUAUCGGCAACGAGAUCGGAUCGAUGGCGGAUCGGAAUUGGCUGUUGGAUGGAUUCCCGAGAACAUUGACGCAGGCGGAGCGAUUGCAGAGGCUACAUCCAAUCAAUCUCGUGCUAAAUCUCGUGGUGCCCACCACCGUCAUUCUGGACCGAGUCAAGAGCAGAUGGGUUCAUGUGUCCAGUGGUAGGGUCUACAAUAUCGGCUUCAACGAUCCACGAGUGCCGGGCAAGGAUGACGUAACGGGUGAGUCGUUAUGUCAGAGAGAAGAUGAUAAACCAGAAGUCGUGCAGAAGAGACUGCAGGAUUACGCGAUGAAAACUGAGCCAGUCUUGCAGUUUUAUCGUGAGAUUGGAAUACUGAGGGAAUUUCACGGCAACACUACGAAUGAAAUGUGGCCGGCGAUCAGAAAUUGUGUGGCACAAUACUGUUGAUCUUCAGAGAGAUCGAAUAUUUAAAUAACUUCAAAUGUCGGAUAAUCGCGCAGAUGGUUCUGAUUUUCAAAUAUAUCUAGAUCUUCGGAGAUUUUUCUUUUUCGAUAAAUAUAUCACUAAAAGAAACAGAUUUUCGGACAUUAAAUCUGUGUCUAAUUCUUACAUCUUAUCUGCCUAAAAAUUAAAUUGAAUUAAAUAGAUCUCAUUAGAUUAGAUAACGCGCGUCUAAAAAUAUUCUCGUAUUCAUUAUUUAAGUACGAAAACGAACAAGUCUAUUCAGACCUAUUUGAAACCUGUAAUUUGCUCAUCUCACGCGAUUAACAAAUGGAAAUAUGCGCUCUCAUCCGACAAUUGUUUCUUGCGACAAUAGAGAGAAUGUGUACAGUGCAAUUCGCGUGGAGCUCUCUUACGCACGCAGGAACGUACACAAGCGUGAAUGUCAUUAGGUUGUAAAUACACAUGAUGUCGUGUCGACAAUAAUAGGCUCUCGUAAAUGUUUCCGAUGGAAAAUGCCUAUGUGAUACAACGAGAUUUCACGGUAACUAAAGACACUGAACCGAGGACGAGUUAUCUCUUGUUUCCGCGACUUAGCACUUGCAUAACGAGCUGUUGAUUGCUACAGCUGUUUGUCAGGCUAAAGUCCGAAAUAUAGUACAAAUGACAAAGUAGGAAUGGAUCGUUCGAAUGAUCGAUAAUACAUUUCUGGAAUGGCGUAAUCGUCACACACUUGUUCUUAUUUUAUUUCGAGCGUAUAGCGUUACAGUUGUAAGAGAUAUAUAUAACAAUGUUCAAUAUAUUGUGUACAUAUUCAACAGUAUAAGUACAAUAUACGCAUAUACAUAUGCAUAUA